This is a messenger RNA of Pygocentrus nattereri (red-bellied piranha), 4359 nucleotides long. It is a transcript of the gene lingo3a, whose product is annotated as leucine rich repeat and Ig domain containing 3a. Gene Ontology annotation, molecular function: protein binding. NCBI's taxonomy places the organism in Eukaryota, Metazoa, Chordata, Actinopteri, Characiformes, Serrasalmidae. The coding region runs from base 571 to 2388 and encodes 605 amino acids. Gene Ontology annotation, cellular component: plasma membrane. The transcript is spliced from 2 exons. The record is from RefSeq and is a predicted model, not a curated record.
AGAGGGAGAGGGAGAGAGAGAUAGAGAGGCAGUAGCUCCCCCCCAUGCACACAUGUACGGCAGCUUUAGGGAAGAGAGGCAGAAAUAGGACACAGGACUCUCCCUGACGUAUAACAAUCUUUUCUCCCACACACUUUUCCAGCCAGUGCUUAGGCUCCCACCCCCCACCAGCUCUCCUGUCAGUGGGGUAGCGUGAGGCGCUCUGACCGAUGCCUACUGGGAGCCAGCAGUGAGAAACAAAAGAAGCAGGAGGAACGGCAGGCUGGCUGUGCAUUGCUUUCUCCCUGAGCUCUGGCUCAGACUAUGACUGAAAAAGAGAGAGAAAGCUGAUUGUUCUGAAGAAAAGGGGGGCUCCAUGUCUGAUAGCACAGGCAGAUAUUGCUGCAUCUGCGAGCCUCGUUGGAAGAUUCCAGUGGAAGUCCUGAAGAAGGACACAGUUGGACUUGAGACAACCGUCCACAUGCCUGUUCACGAGCUGUCAAGGUUUGCUGAUGUGGAUGCAUCACUUGUCAAGUUCCAAUCCUGGGUGUCUGAUCCACUGAUUCAGCCCCAGUAAGACAGAGAAGGGGCAUGGCGGUCUGUCCAGUCCUGAGCUUGCUGGGCCUUCUUCUGCUACUGAUCACAGCACCCACAUCCCAAGGCCAAGCCUGUCCACAGCGCUGUGACUGUGUGCCCCAGAGUAAGGCUGUGAAUUGCCAGAACAAACGUCUAAGUUCUGUUCCAAAUGGAAUUCCACUUGAUACAAGGCUACUAGACCUCAGUGGUAACACUUUGCGUUGGGUGGAACAUGGCGAUCUGGCAGCCUAUGUAAAUUUGGAAGAAUUAGAUCUUAGUGAGAAUCUCAUCAGUGUGCUAGAGCCUAAUGCGUUUUCCAGCUUAUUGAAUCUACGUGUGUUACGCCUGCGCGCCAACCAGUUGAAGCUGGUGCCAAUGGGUGCCUUCUCGCAUCUUGCCAAUCUCACUACUUUGGACUUGAGUGGGAAUAAACUGGUUAUCUUGUUAGACUUCACUUUCCAGGAUCUGCGUAGCCUACGAAACUUGGAGGUGGGAGAUAACGACUUGGUGUAUAUCUCGAACAAGGCAUUCCUGGGCUUGGUUGGCCUACGUGAGCUCACAAUCGAGAGGUGCAACUUGACAUCUAUCUCAGGCCAGUCUCUUUCCUACCUCCGUGGUUUAGUCAUGCUGCGACUACGCUACCUCAGCAUUGUUUCAUUAGAGGAGCAGAACUUCCGUAAGCUGGGUGGAUUGCGGGGUCUAGAGAUUGAUCACUGGCCAUUCCUACAGUACAUUUCCCCACACAGUUUUCAGGGACUCAAUUUGUCCUGGCUCUCAAUAACCAACACCAACAUUACCACGGUUCCCACCGGUGCCCUUCGGAGCCUGAUCCAUUUAGCCAGCCUGAACCUUUCCUACAACCCCAUCUCUGUGUUGGAAUCUUGGGCUUUGCGGGACCUGGUCCGUUUGAAGGAGCUGCACCUUGUUGGCACCAACUUGGUAUCAGUGCAAACUUAUGGUUUUGGGGGCCUGCAACAGCUCCGUUUACUCAAUGUGUCCAACAACAGGCUGGUGACACUAGAGGAGGGCUCUUUCCACUCAGUAAACACAUUGGAAACUCUACGCGUUGAUGGUAACCCACUUUCUUGCGACUGCCGUCUGCUUUGGAUCCUGCAGCGACGCAAGACCCUCAACUUUGAUGGCAAGUCACCAGUUUGUGCUGCGCCUGUCGAGGUGCAGGACAAGGCUCUCAACUCCUUCUCCGACUCUGCACUUUUCGACCACUUCACCUGCCAACGACCAAAGAUCCGCAACAGAAAACUGCAACAGCUGACCGCACGUGAGGGUCAGGUGGUGUCAUUUUUCUGUCAUGCAGAAGGAGAGCCGACUCCGGUCAUAUUUUGGAUUUCACCUCAACGCCGUCGUAUCACCACUAAGAGCACCGGCCGUAUCAUUGUGCUACCAGAAGGCACGCUAGAAAUCCGCUAUGCCCAGAUAACAGACAGUGGGACCUACAUCUGCAUUGCCAGCAAUGCUGGUGGCAAUGACACUUAUUUUGCUACACUAACAGUUAGUGGGCUGCCACUAGAUGCAGCUGUUGCAGCAAAUCGCACCUACUAUGUGGGUGACCUCAAUGACACUAACCUGAAUGACACGCGUGUCUUCCUGAAGUUCACAUUAGACCUUAAGACCAUUCUGGUCUCCACAGCCAUGGGCUGUAUCACAUUUUUGGGUGUAGUUCUAUUCUGCUUCUUGCUUUUAUUUGUGUGGAGUCGUGGGCGUGGGCAACACAAAAACAACUUCUCAGUAGAGUACUCCUUCCGAAAGGUGGAUGGCCCCACAACCAGCGGGGGCCAAGGAGGGGCCAGAAAAUUUAAUAUGAAGAUGAUAUAAGGGGCAUAAAUAGAGGACCUGUGUACCUUAAAUGUGAUGACAGGGUAAAUAAGUACUGCACAAAAGAUCCUGGUGUAUGUAUGUCCCCUUCCUUUUAAUGGACAGAUUUUUACAUCAUCAUCAUCGUGUGUCACAAUAUCAUAUUUCUUUUCAAGAAAUAAAGAAAUAAGCCAUGAAUAAAUGAUCAGUACUGCAACGGUUUAAUGUUACUUUGCUUCAGCAACUUGCACACUGGAAUUACAGUGUGACACAAAAACAUAAUUAAGCUUAAUUAGUAAUUGUAUAACAACCUAGGGUGUUAUUAUGUAAUAAUUGCAAGUAUUAUACAAAGGGAGUAAAAUGUCUGUUCUGUAGUCUGGAGAUCAUUCGCGCUCCCAGGCACCAACUGCGAAGGGGCAUUGUGCCCCCCAAAACUAAAGUUGGACAGGAAAUGCCCCCCCAGGUCCUAACACAAAGCUUGAGGCAUGGAUGUGAAACAGCAAAGAACAGUGUGAAAAGUGAUUAUGAAAUUGCAUUUAACAUUUGGGGGAAAAACAGUACUGAUUUUAAGCAUAAAGGGCUGCUACAGCAACCAGAAAAACUGCUGUUUUCCACAUACAGUGGUUCCUUCCUUUGUUCAGCCAUAGUUCAGCCAUGUUUUUUGGCAUUUUACAUUUAAAUGAAUUAUCAGAGCAUAUUUGUCAAAGACACAUGCCUAAUUAUUCCGGCCUUCCCUGUACCCCUUUAUGAUCUGCUCAUAUUACAGUAGUACAAAACGGUCACACUAUUAAUUUUGUUGCCUUUUUUCUGGUUAUUUAUAAGCACUCUGUUAGUAAAUUACAUAAAGUAAUCAAAGUUGACUGAAAUUUACUUUGAAUCACUCUGUCUGCUGGUUUAGUUUUGAUUCCUGCUGCGAUACGGAAUUUUGUGGGGUGGUGUUGAUGAGGUUAUAUGACAUGCCCUCUACAAUUGCUAUUAUAAACACUUAUUCCAAUAGUCAUCGUUUGUCCUGAAGGCUGUAUUUGCCAACUUUUAUGUCAAGAUGACAUUACAUGUAUAUCAGCUGACAUUUUUUUCAGCCAUUGGGUUGUGUCACAGGUGAAAUGACAUGGAUCAGUGUAUGUCUCUAUGACAUAAUGCUAUAAAAAUGACAGGUUGCCACAUCAGGUUAGCCAAGCAUUUUCUCAUGGCUUUUUUUUUUGUGGAAAAGGUCAUUUUCAUUUUACUGUUUAUUACAUGUGAGCUAUUUCACACAAUCAGUAUUACAUCACUCCAGUAAACACUAAGCCACAGUCAGUUGUUUUAAAGUGCUAUGUAAUUUCACCCAUUGUGUAAUGACACAACUUAACGUAAUAAAAAUGGAUCCUACCUGACAUAGGUGCUAUAUCAACUUUGACAUAAAAUUUGGCAAAUGCAACCUUUAUGACACAUGGUGCCUAUUGGAAUAAGCCUUUAUAAAUAUUAAUAUAUAUCUGUACAAUUUGUCUUGAAGAGUUGUAUGAAUACUGCCCUCAGGGCCAGCUCUAGCCUUUUGGGGGCCAUACAUGAUUUUUGGGGGGCCCCAUCCUGCUUGCUGAUGUACUGGCAAAUUAGAGCCUAAAUAAUAACAAUGACCACCCCAAGCUGUUCACAUGACAUGCAUUUCCACAUUAUGAUUAAUAGUGUUACUAAUUGAUUGGACACUUCUUUAUUAUAAUAUUGGCAACAGUGGCUACCACUAUAAAUGUUUUACUUUCUACAUGUUUAGCUAGUAUGACUUCAUUUUCCUGCAUUCACAACUCCUCCUCAUGCUGCCUGUUCAUAAUAAAUGUGGCACUUUCAUGUGCACACACAAGAGAAUUAAUUACAGCCUCAGUAUCACUUGAGCAUCUAUCAUUGUCAGAACAAAACCUUGUAUCUCCAAAAUGGUAACUUUACAGGAGAAGGAAAAAACCUACUGUAUUUUUACAAUGGAAAAGUCAAUGGAACCAGACUUUUUUCAAAGUAAUUUUG